CCUUCGCCUUGUCCGCCCCUUCCCAGGGCUGCCCUCAGCACCGCCUGAUUGCACAAGCGGCCUCGUUGCGUGAGCCCUGGCGCUGGACCAGGAGCAAAGCCGUGCGAUUAUAGAAGGCUGCGGAAUCCCCCAGUCCCGGCCAUGUCUGGCUGUCCAGAAGGAGACCGUUGCUCGCGGCAAUGCGGUGCGCAGGACAAGGAACAUCCAAGAUACCUGAUCCCAGAGCUUUGCAAACAGUUUUACCAUUUGGGCUGGGUCACUGGGACUGGAGGAGGAAUUAGCUUGAAGUAUGGAAACGAAAUCUACAUUGCUCCUUCAGGAGUGCAAAAGGAACGGAUUCAGCCUGAAGACAUGUUUGUUUGUGACAUCAAUGAACAGGACAUAAGUGGACCUCCACCAUAUAAGAAUCUGAAAAAAAGCCAGUGUACUCCUCUUUUUAUGAAUGCUUACACAAUGAGAGGUGCAGGCUCAGUGAUUCAUACCCACUCUAAAGCUGCUGUCAUGGCCACCCUUCUCUUUCCAGGACCGGAGUUCAAAAUUACACAUCAAGAGAUGAUAAAAGGAAUAAGGAAAUGUACCUCGGGAGGGUAUUAUAGAUAUGAUGAUAUGUUGGUGGUACCCAUUAUUGAGAAUACACCUGAGGAGAAAGACCUCAAAGAACGAAUGGCUCGUGCAAUGAAUGAGUACCCAGACUCCUGUGCAGUACUGGUUAGACGUCACGGAGUCUAUGUCUGGGGAGAAACGUGGGAAAAAGCUAAAACCAUGUGUGAGUGUUACGACUAUUUGUUUGAUAUUGCCGUAUCAAUGAAGAAAGUAGGAUUGGAUCCCUCACAGUAUCCUAUUGGAGAAAAUGGAAUUGUAUAAGCCAAAGAGAAGUUUAUAUACAGAGACAAAGCUUAUCUUAAUUAUUAAAUGAAACUUGACUAUUUUUAACGAAUUGAAAAUUUUCCAUGAUGCCAUUAAUUUGUCACUAAAUCCUGUAGAUGAUCACCCUGAAUCUCUUCUGACAUUGGAUGAUAUUUGCUUGAAUUCUUGUAAUUUUAAAUGACAAUGCAGUGGAAUAAAAAUUUUAUAAUCAGUA
Molecule: messenger RNA, 1081 nt
Organism: Pteropus alecto (black flying fox)
Lineage: Eukaryota; Metazoa; Chordata; Mammalia; Chiroptera; Pteropodidae
Gene: APIP
Product: APAF1 interacting protein
Exons: 7
Coding region: 142-864 (240 amino acids)
Cellular component (GO): cytoplasm
Molecular function (GO): metal ion binding; methylthioribulose 1-phosphate dehydratase activity
Source: RefSeq, a predicted model, not a curated record